Messenger RNA from Trematomus bernacchii (emerald rockcod), 1136 nucleotides. RefSeq names its product adaptor related protein complex 5 subunit sigma 1 (gene ap5s1). Gene Ontology annotation, biological process: double-strand break repair via homologous recombination; endosomal transport. NCBI's taxonomy places the organism in Eukaryota, Metazoa, Chordata, Actinopteri, Perciformes, Nototheniidae. The record is from RefSeq and is a predicted model, not a curated record. Gene Ontology annotation, cellular component: late endosome; cytosol; lysosome.
AGUGCUCUAUCAGCAGCAACAACAUGACCCGUGCACAGUAAACACUGCUUUGAAACAUAAGUAGAUUUUAGUUGGUUUUUCUGCAGCAUGGUUCGCUGCUUCCUGAUCCACACAGUGUGCCCGGUCAGUGCUCUCGGGGCCGGGGAGAGUCGGGCGCUUUACUGCCGGGUCUUCGGUCCAGAUGAGAGCCUCUUCACCGACCAGGAGCGGGAGUUCAGCCCGGAGGAGAGGCGGGUUCUGCAGAGGGAGCAGACCGCGGUGGUGGCACGGCAGGUGCGCAGCGCGGCCUCUCUCUCCCGGGGGGCCGCGGGCCGCCUGCUGAUGGAGGCGCUCCCCGGGGAGGAGGCGCUGGCGCUGCAGGAGGCCGACAGCGGGGUGCUGCGUCUCAGGGCCGGAGACCCCUUCCCCGAGGAGAUGAGCGCUCUGUCUGGGGUCCAGAGCCUGGGCUUCACGAUGGUCUGCGAGCCCCACGAGAACCUCCUGCUGGCCGAGGGGACGCUGCGGACCCUGACCCGACACUGCCUGGAGCACCUGCACCUGCUGGGGCCCGGCAGCGAGAUCCUUCUGAGGAGCGACCGCAUCGACGCUCUGCUCAGCCGCCUGCUUCCUCAUGGCCAGCUCCUCUUCCUCAACCACCGCUUCGCCCACAGCCUGGAGAAGGAAGUGGCAGCUUACAUGACAAAGUGACCCAAAAAUACCCGCUGUACGACUUCCUGUUUGAGCUCAUUACUGCCAGUUGUUCUCCACUGGAGACAUCUCUGCGGCAGUAGAAGAAGAGCGGACUGCUGGCAGCUGAUUGGUGGUGAACACACAGCGAGGUAAAUAUCUGCCUCAGCCACUUGCAGCUCAGUGUUGACUGUUUACUGUGUGGGACGCUUCAGUUCAAAUCCUGUUUGUCAAAUUGAAGAGUGGAGAGGAAAAUGUGGCAGAUUAAAGAGUGCAGCUGAAGAGGCCGGUUAAAACGUCCUCGUCAACAUCACAGCAGCUGUUAUCUGAUUCUCCGUGCUCCGAGCGACUCUGUGUGACCUUCAGGAGCUGACUGAAGGAUCCUGGGAGUUUAAAUGAUUCUCUAAGUGCUUUAUUUCAUCACUGUGGUUUCUAUUGCACCUUUUCAAAAAGUAGGAUCAAACAUUCAA